CCCUGCCUAAUCGAUAGCGCAACAGGUUUUGCGGCAGAUGAGGUUGUUUGUUAAAAUAGCUCCCGUUUUUAUAAAAAAACAGAGCAUAAUGUUGCGAUCAAAAGUCCUGAGCUUGGUGGCCCGUAGUGGAUCGAUCCGCCUGAUGUCCACCGGCACAAAGUUGACCACUGUGGAUGUCAACGACAAAACCGGAAUUGCUACUCUUACAAUGAAUCGGCCACCCGUAAAUGGACUCAACCUGGAACUACUGCAGGAUCUGAAAAGCUCCAUUGAUGAAAUCGAAGGCAACAAAAGUCGCGGUUUAAUUUUGACGUCGUCAAGUUCCACUAUAUUCUCAGCUGGUCUAGAUAUCCUGGAGAUGUACAAGGCGGACAAGGACAGGAUUCGAGCAUUUUGGACGCAACUACAGGAGACUUGGCUGGCACUAUAUGGCAGCAGUGUGCCCACAGCAGCGGCCAUUAAUGGCCACUCUCCCGCUGGUGGAUGUUUGCUAGCGACUUCCUGCGAAUACCGAGUCAUGGUGCCCAAGUUCACAAUCGGCCUUAAUGAAACACAACUUGGUAUUGUUGCGCCCAAGUGGUUCAUGGCCUCUUUCCUGAGCGUUUUGCCACAACGUGAGGCAGAGCGCGCCCUGAACCAAGGACGUAUGUUCACCACAGAGGAAGCCUUGAAGGUGGGCCUCAUCGAUGAGACUGCUACCAACAAGGAGGAGGCAAUUGAAAAGUGCACCGCCUUUAUUACAACCUUUGCCAAGGUCAAUCCUCUGGCUAGGUCCCUGACAAAACAGCAAUUCCGAGCUGCCGAUCUACAGCAACUGGAGAACGAACGAAAGGACGAUUUGGAGAAGUUCUUGUUCUUUGUCAAUCAACCAGCCGUACAGAAAGGCCUUGGCAUUUAUCUCGAGGGACUAAAGAAGAAGGCUAAGAAGCAAUAAUUAAAAGAUUUUAUACAUUUUGGAAUAGUAAUAAAGCUUUUAUAAAUCUAAAA
Molecule: messenger RNA, 987 nt
Organism: Drosophila eugracilis
Lineage: Eukaryota; Metazoa; Arthropoda; Insecta; Diptera; Drosophilidae
Product: enoyl-CoA delta isomerase 1, mitochondrial
Exons: 4
Coding region: 38-934 (298 amino acids)
Biological process (GO): fatty acid beta-oxidation
Cellular component (GO): mitochondrion
Molecular function (GO): enoyl-CoA hydratase activity
Source: RefSeq, a predicted model, not a curated record